Molecule: messenger RNA, 1134 nt
Organism: Cylindrotheca closterium
Lineage: Eukaryota; Bacillariophyta; Bacillariophyceae; Bacillariales; Bacillariaceae
Source: the annotation of a GenBank genome assembly
AUGUUCGGGUUUGGCAAGAAAACAAAAGAAGAAGAGCAAGUAUUUGAGCAUGGCAUACAAAAGGGAGACCACUUGAUUCGUUGGACGAGCAUACUAAUAUGGCCGGUGCAGGUUCAUGCCAUCUGUAUUGGUGCUUGUCACGAUAGUCUGACGCUUGUUGAUUUUGGACUAACGGCGAACAAGCAACCCGACAAUAGCAUUGACAAAUAUAAAUCAGAAAAUGAAAUCGAAAAUGAAACGGUUCCACUAGAAGAAAUGGUGGAUCAACAAGACAAGGCACUCAUCAAAGCUGCUGAAGAGCGAAGGAGUCAAAUGCGUGGUGCAGAACGAAUAACGAUACUCACAUUGACGGAUGAAAAAGAAAUCCGUCAAUGGAAAAAGGUAGAAUACGGUGAAGAAGUCAGCAAGAAGAAGAACAAGUGGUGGUUCUGGAAAAGCAAAGAUAAUGACAAAGAAUCAAAGGGAGAUAAUGAAAAGGAUGAAAUAGAUGAUGCAAAAGUAGAACAAGAACAGGACGUGGAAAAGGACGACUUGAAUGUUUCCAAUGACACUUCUACAUCUCCUACCACUACUGUCAAGCCAAACGGACCUGCUUCACCCAAAUCCGACCCUGCAGCUUCUCCGCCAGUCCCCAAACUACCCAAAAGUGAUCCCACCAACAUUGUUUUGGCUCGAGUCCGCUAUUUGUUAAUGAAUCCCGAAGUGCUACCCCCACACCACAUUUUGUUUUCCAAUUCCGAAUGCAUUGCUGUUUGGGUCAAGACGGGUCGGUGGUCCACCCUGCAAGCCUCGGUAUUUUUGCAAGCCACGACUGUUGGGAAUAUAAAAAAUACCGCUACCAUUACCGCCACAUUGGCGGCAGCAACCACAACUGUGACAGUUCCCGCCAGUGGCGUCAUGGGUUGGUUGGGCUUUACCACUACCACGCAAGUUGGUUUGAUGGCCGUGCACCCCUGGUUGAUUCCCGUCUUGGCAGGUUAUGGCCUAAUAGCGAUUGGAACUCCCAUGAUUAUUUUGAAAAAGUGCAAGGAUCAAUGGAAAGAAGCCACCCAAGACUUGACGGAAGGCUUUUGGGAAUGGGCCGAUUCGGAUAUUUAUGUGGAAGCCAUCCACAGCUGGAGUGGGAUUACUUAG